AUGGAACACUUGCAGGACGAAGCCGCGCGGCCGCCGGAGCAACAGCGGCGCGCGCCGCCGGUGCGGGUCACGGACCCCGUCACCGGCGAUGAGGUCGAAAUGAGCAAGACUGCCGCGAAGAAGCUCGCGAAGCGCGCGCUGCGCCAGGAAAAAAAGGACGCGACGAAGCACGAGCGCCGCGCCAAGGAGCGCCAGCGGCGCAAGGAGCGGCGGCACGAGCUCAAGGCGCAGCGUGCACAGAAUCCCGAGGCGUACGUGCCGCGCGUGCGCACGCCGGCUGUGCCGUUUGGCGCGCGCGUCGUGGUGGACCUCGGCUUUGACGAUCUAAUGACGGCCGACGAGGCGACGUCGCUCGCGGCGCAGCUGGGGUACCUCUACGGCGCGAACCGCAGCUCCGCGAAUCCCUUCCAGGAGGUGGUCUUUGCGGGGGCAGGGCGCGUCUCGGGCGCGUCGCUGGGAUUUGCGCCGCCCCACGGCGGCGCGCACGUCUUUCCCACCGCGGGCUCCGGCGAGUCGUCCCUCUUUCGCGACCGCGUCGGGGUGCAUAUGGAGGAGAAGAACCAGGGCUCAUGGCGCAGGUGGCAGCGCGUCAAGCUCCUCGAGUACGGCGGCCUGGAGCGGCUCUGGGAGGCGCGCGACGCCGCGGACGAGGCGUGGGCGAACGUCGCGCCGAGCAGCAAAGACGACAUUGUCUACCUCACGGCCGAUACCGACGAUACCAUUGACACGCUCGAGGAGGGCAAAACGUAUAUUAUUGGAGGGAUUGUCGACCGCAAUCGGUACAAGAACCUCUGCGCAAAAAAGGCCGAGGCGCUGGGGAUCCGCACCGCGCGCCUGCCGAUCGACCCGGCGUUCCUGGCGGGGCAGCGGAUGAACGCACGCAAGGUGCUCACCGUGAACCAGGUCUUUGAGAUCCUCGUGGGGUGGACCGAGACGCGCAACUGGACGGCGGCGCUGCAACGGGGCCUUCCCACGCGAAAGUUUCACCAAAACGAGGGUGGCGAGGCCGACGCGGCGGACGCAGCUGCCGAGACGACCGACGCGCCCUCCCAAUGA
Malassezia japonica is the source of this 1056-nucleotide messenger RNA. It is a transcript of the gene TRM10, whose product is annotated as tRNA (guanine(9)-N(1))-methyltransferase. The record is from RefSeq and is a predicted model, not a curated record. The coding region runs from base 1 to 1056 and encodes 351 amino acids. Gene Ontology annotation, biological process: tRNA N1-guanine methylation. NCBI's taxonomy places the organism in Eukaryota, Fungi, Basidiomycota, Malasseziomycetes, Malasseziales, Malasseziaceae. Gene Ontology annotation, cellular component: nucleus. Gene Ontology annotation, molecular function: tRNA binding. The transcript has a single exon.